AUGCCUGCUGCUUCCGAUACAGAGGAAGAACAACCUAUGCUGCCUCUUCCUGGUGCUCCAUCCUCAUCAUGGGCUCAAUUCUGCCAGCGAUUCCGUGCCUUGUUCAGCGGCGCGGAUCCUCGCGUCUGCGUCGCCUUUUGGCUCUUUGGCCUAAUUAACAAUGUCCUGUAUGUUGUUAUCCUGUCUGCCGCCCUCGAUCUGGUCGGGCCCAGUGUCCCCAAGGGAGUCGUCCUUCUAGCGGACGUGAUACCCUCGUUCGCAACGAAACUCAUCGCCCCGUACUUCAUCCAUAUGGUGCCCUACCCGGUGCGAAUCAUCAUAUUCGUCUUCCUCUCUGCCACUGGCAUGCUCCUAGUUGCGCUGAGCCCUCCGUAUACCGAUGGCGGGACGAUAGCCACUAAACUUGCUGGUAUUGUGCUGGCUAGCUUGUCCAGCGGAGGUGGAGAGCUGAGCUUCGUUGGAUUGACACAUUUCUAUGGCCCUUUCAGUCUGGCUGCCUGGGGAAGUGGAACAGGAGCGGCUGGUCUGGUUGGAGCUGGUGCGUACGCCCUGGCCACUACCUCGUUGGGUCUCAGUGUGAAGGCCACUCUGUUGGCAUCUUCAUGUCUACCAGCGGUCAUGGUAGUCAGCUUUUUCAUGGUCCUGCCAAGAUCUCCUCUGCAGCCUAUUUCGGCCGCAUACGCUGGGUACCGUGCGGUCGAGGAAAGAGAGGAGCUCGCGGAGGAACGCGAAUUCAUGGAGGGCGACCGUGACGCGACUUUCGACGAGGGGGAACGACUUUUGGGAGCUUCGAAUCUUUUCAAUCAGAGCAAAAAAGCCGGUUGGCAGCGUUUCAAGGCGGACUUGAAACGUGUUCGGGGCCUUUUCUUCCCAUUUAUGCUUCCACUACUUCUGGUCUACGUCGCGGAGUAUACGAUAAACCAAGGAGUGUCUCCGACACUGCUCUUUCCGCUUGACGAAUCGCCUUUUGCGCAUUUCCGUGCGUUUUAUCCAGCAUACAAUGCGAUCUACCAGGUGGGGGUCUUUAUCUCUCGAUCCUCCACACCUUUUUUCCGUAUCCAUGACCUCUACCUCCCGUCUUUCCUGCAGAUUCUGAACUUGGUACUACUGACCCUUCAAGCCGUUUUCAACUUCAUUCCCAGUGUGUAUAUCAUUUUUAUUAUCAUCUUCUGGGAGGGAUUAUUGGGCGGUUUGGUCUAUGUCAACACAUUCGCUGAGAUCGGAGAUCGUGUGCCAAAGGAAGAGCGCGAAUUCUCCCUAGGAGCGACAACAGUCAGCGAUGCAGCAGGUAUCUGCAUUGCUGGCUUCGUCAGUAUGGUUUUCGAAGUCUGGCUUUGUGACUGGCAAGUCACACAUGGGCGGGACUACUGCCGGAGAAUAUAG
Messenger RNA from Aspergillus fischeri NRRL 181, 1383 nucleotides. Its product is annotated as battenin family protein. Gene Ontology annotation, cellular component: membrane; vacuole. Bases 1 to 1383 code for a protein of 460 amino acids. Gene Ontology annotation, biological process: regulation of intracellular pH. The transcript is spliced from 3 exons. The record is from RefSeq and is a predicted model, not a curated record. NCBI's taxonomy places the organism in Eukaryota, Fungi, Ascomycota, Eurotiomycetes, Eurotiales, Aspergillaceae.